Molecule: messenger RNA, 1033 nt
Organism: Musa acuminata AAA Group (dessert banana)
Lineage: Eukaryota; Viridiplantae; Streptophyta; Magnoliopsida; Zingiberales; Musaceae
Exons: 5
Coding region: 150-674 (174 amino acids)
Source: RefSeq, a predicted model, not a curated record
AUUUCCUGCCGUCGGCGGCAUAUUCGAGCCUCCAAUCGGAUCCAAGCAAGCAUAUUCAUCUUGCUUUUCUCCCAUUUCGGUCUUCGAUCUGCAUAAAUAAGUGCAUAUAUAGUAAUGAGUGAGACGACCGUUGCUUUGAUCCUUCGACCAUGAGAGGGAUGAACGGAUUAGAGAGCUCUUCGUCUUUAUCGCCGUCGUUAUCGAGCCCUUACUUCCCCGUCUUGCACAACUACCCGCUGAUCUCGGCCAUCCUCGCCUUCGCCAUCGCCCAAUCCAUCAAGGUCUUCACCACCUGGUAUAAGGAAAGACGCUGGGAUGCCAAGCAGCUUAUUGGAUCUGGUGGGAUGCCAUCAUCCCAUUCAGCAACAGUGACAGCACUAGCAGUAGCUAUUGGAAUUCAAGAUGGCUUGGGUAGUUCUGCUUUUGCUACAGCAACGAUGUUUGCAUCUGUGGUAAUGUAUGAUGCUUUUGGUGUUCGACUGCAUGCUGGAAAGCAGGCAGAGGUGUUGAAUCAAAUUGUGUAUCAACUUCCAGAAGAACAUCCUUUGGCUGACACUAGACCGCUGCAUGAACUUCUUGGCCAUACCCCUCUUCAGGUCACAGCUGGUGCUAUCUUGGGGUUUUUCGUAGCUCUCUUAUCUCGAUUAAUCAACAAAUUUGCGGGUGGAGCAUGACAUCCGGAACGAUGAAGACAAUCAUUGACACCAGGCUGCAGCUUCUAGUUACAAGUGGGGAAAUAGGUUUUCCAGCUAGUCAGCCAGGUUGGUCACUUCAAGAUGGACAUUUUAACCCAUAAUUAGUAUGAUGACUGAUGAGGAUGCUAUUUGCAGAAGACAUAGAUCCAUUCUUUCUGUGAUAUCAUUCUUGUCUGCGUCCAUGUGUCUAAGUUUGAUAGAUUAGUCAUUGUUGUAUGCAUGCAUCCAUGUGUGUAAGUUUGAUAGAUUAGCCAUUCUUGUAUUGUAUUUAACCAUUCUUCCACUUGCUGUAUGCUUGAUUGUGCAUGUUAUAUAGGAGAAGGACAGUAUUUUCUUUU